Molecule: messenger RNA, 1385 nt
Organism: Gossypium raimondii (Peruvian cotton)
Lineage: Eukaryota; Viridiplantae; Streptophyta; Magnoliopsida; Malvales; Malvaceae
Product: polygalacturonase
Exons: 3
Coding region: 42-1223 (393 amino acids)
Biological process (GO): carbohydrate metabolic process
Molecular function (GO): polygalacturonase activity
Source: RefSeq, a predicted model, not a curated record
CACUACAUUUUUAUAUCACCCAGAAGGACAAAAGAAAAAAAAUGGAACAGGCAGCCAAAUCUAUUGUUUUUCUUGCAUUUGUUCUACUUUUCUUCGCUUCAUCUGGGGUAGCUGAUCCAUUGACUUAUAACGUUCUUAACUAUGGAGCCAAACCCGAUGACAAUUUUGACUCAACCCAAGCCUUGGUUGCUGCAUGGACUUUGGCCUGUGGCUCCAUCAAUCCCGCAACUAUUUACGUCCCGCCUGGGAGGUUUUUGGUGCGCAAUGUUGUUUUUCGUGGACAGUGCAAGAACAAUGGUAUUGUUUUUCGUAUCGAUGGCACGCUUGUUGCUCCAUCGGAUUAUAAGGUUAUUGGAAGUACCGGAAACUGGCUUCUCUUUGAGCAUGUAAACGGUGUUUCGAUUUACGGUGGGAUAAUUGAUGGUCAGGGCACUGGCUUAUGGACUUGCAAGAGGUCAGGCAAAGGCUGUCCCAGCGGGGCAACGUCCUUAGGCUUCAGCAAUUCGCGGAACAUUGUAAUAAGAGGAUUAACAUCGCUAAACAGCCAAAUGUAUCAUAUUGUCAUCAAUGGUUGUAACAACGUAAAAGUGGAAGGUGUAAGAGUGUCAGCCUCUGGGAAUAGCCCAAACACCGAUGGCAUUCAUGUGCAAUCAUCGAGCGGCGUCACCAUUCUGAACACCAGAAUCGGAACAGGCGAUGAUUGUGUCUCGGUUGGGCCCGGCACCAACAAUUUAUGGAUUGAGAAGGUGGCAUGUGGACCUGGCCAUGGGAUCAGCAUUGGGAGUCUUGGGAAGGAAGUUGAAGAAGCUGGUGUGCAGAAUGUGACUGUUAAAACAGUUGCAUUUACUGGCACUGAAAAUGGGGUGAGAAUAAAGUCAUGGGGGAGACAAAGCUCUGGUUUUGCUAGGAACAUACUUUUUCAGCAUGCAGUCAUGACCGAUGUCCAAAACCCCAUCGUCAUUGAUCAACAUUACUGCCCAGAUGAAAAGAACUGCCCUGGUCAGGUUUCGGGAGUAAAAAUUAGCGAUGUGACAUACCAAGACAUCCAUGGAACAUCAGCGACAGAAGUAGCAGUGAAGUUUGAUUGUAGCUCAGAAUAUCCUUGCAGUAAUAUAAAGCUGGAGGACGUGAAGCUCACUUACAGAAACAAAGCAGCUGAAGCAUCCUGUAGUAAUGCUGAUGGAACCGCUUCUGGUUUUGUUCAGCCCUCAAGCUGCUUGUAGUAAUAUUUAUCUUCAAAACUAUCCACAAACGCAUGAUUUUUUUUAUCCAUAAAAAUACCAUAAGGACAUGAAUUUCAAAUACCAUUUCACUCACGAUUAUUGCAAUUAGAGAUGUUUGUAGUGAUUAUAGACACAGAAUGAAAUUCGGAAUUCAAAAUUGAA